AUGAGCUUAGGAAUCUCAUCUGCAAGAAGACCAUUGACAGCGGGAGCGAUAUAUUCACACGCAACGCGAAGCAUGGCCAGCGGAGAAAACAUGAACAUCGCAAUCGAUGCCAAAAGCGAGACUAAUGGCACCAACGGCAGCGCCGCUAGCGCCGCUAGCGGCGCCAGCCGUGAAGUGCACACGACAGAGAUCGAGCAGCCUUCUCGCGAUUUACAAGACGUGGACAUGAUCGACGAAGACGACGAAGAAGUGGACAAAGAGAAAAUCAAGUUUCUGCCGCAAGCAACGUCUGAUGACGGCUCGUGCGCGUCGUUUCAAAUCACCGAGGAAGACCACACGCUCGGCAACGCACUCCGCUACAUAAUCAUGAAAAACCCAGAAGUAGAAUUCUGCGGGUACUCCAUUCCACAUCCAAGUGAAAAUCUGCUAAACAUCAGAAUUCAAACCUACGGCGAAAUCACUGCGGUCGAAGCCCUUCAGAAGGGCCUCCAGGACCUCAUGGACCUGUGCGACGCCGUCGAGGACAAAUUCACGCAGCGCAUAAGAGAGAUGUGA
Molecule: messenger RNA, 555 nt
Organism: Lachancea mirantina
Lineage: Eukaryota; Fungi; Ascomycota; Saccharomycetes; Saccharomycetales; Saccharomycetaceae
Source: the annotation of a GenBank genome assembly